CACGUUGGAAUCCACUUGCUACAAACCGCAUCUAAAAAUUGGUAGGUACCACCGCUCUGCAAAUCUGCCCAAUUCAGUCUACUUGGGAGCUCAAUCAUGGAAUUGGAAUUGGAGACCAGUUUGUUUUCUUAUUUCAACUCUGAUGAUUCCACUGGUAAGGCCUCUACCAUACCAGAUGACUUAUUUGUGGAGUUUCAAAUGGCGGAUAAUUUAUUCGAGCUUUCUGACGACACCAUUGGAGGCACCAUUUCGGACAGCACGUCAGAGCAGCUUCUCUUCAAGAACAAUGGCAUCGAUUCUUCCUGCGCUUCUCUUGCCCAACUUAACUCCGAGAUUUUUCAAUUUUCAACAUUGGAAGAGGAGGACAUAGUGGUGCAGUGGCUGCGAGAGUUUGAAGAGAAGGAAGAGGAGAAAAUGAAGAAAGAAGAAUUCAGUAUGGUUAUACCAGGACGCAAGCGCAGCAAGAGAAGAGGGGUGGAAAAGGCGAAGAGGAAAAGGGCAACCAUUAGGAGAUGCAUGCAUUGCGCAACACACAAAACCCCGCAGUGGAGAGAGGGGCCGAUGGGCCCUAAAACACUGUGCAAUGCUUGUGGUGUUCGGUACAGGUCUGGGAGGUUGUAUCCAGAGUACAGACCGGCAAAUAGCCCAACUUUUGUGAGCUGCAUCCAUUCUAAUUCCCACAAAAAAGUGGUGCAGAUGCGUGCUGCUAACAACCCACAACAUCGUUUGUCAGCUUCUUCUCCUACUUCUGAUGGCCCCCAUUAAUGGGCGGCCUCUCCAUUAUUGUUACUGCUAUUUGGCUUCCUAUUAUACUUUUCAAAAGUAAUAUAAAUUCCCCAUUCUCUCCCUCGCA
Cryptomeria japonica (Japanese cedar) is the source of this 853-nucleotide messenger RNA. Its product is annotated as GATA transcription factor 10. Gene Ontology annotation, biological process: regulation of DNA-templated transcription. The transcript is spliced from 2 exons. The record is from RefSeq and is a predicted model, not a curated record. NCBI's taxonomy places the organism in Eukaryota, Viridiplantae, Streptophyta, Pinopsida, Cupressales, Cupressaceae. The coding region runs from base 97 to 765 and encodes 222 amino acids. Gene Ontology annotation, molecular function: sequence-specific DNA binding; zinc ion binding.